GCUUCAAAUUCCCUGAAACCAGGCUAAGAAUUGUCUUGUUUUAGCCCAUGUUUCACUGAUGAGCUCAGGAAACAGUUAACCCUUCACUCCCCUGCUUUUUGUAUUUCGUAUUUUUGAACCCCCAGGUUGUAAAGAAAUGGAAGUGGCUGCAAUUGCAGGGGAAUCCGUCCAGUUACUGCCAGUGAAAUUGCCGGAGUCUUGGGCAGAAAUCACCUGGGAGGUUACACUAGACUCAGCAGAGAUGUAUGGGAUUGUAACAUUUAAUAAAGGGGAACCCCCUUACCUUGGGUCAUCCCCACAUUUUAUCAACAGAGUCACUUUCCACCCUGAGAGUCUCUCACUGCAGAUUGAUCCCGUUAAGAAGUCAGACAGUGGUCUCUAUACCUUGAUAAUUGACACUGGAGGAGGCCGUGAAGACCGCACAAAGUUCCGUGUCUCUGUGUUUGACCGAGUCCGGCAGACAAACAUCAUGGUGCUCUCUGCCCACACGGAGCUCGGCCAGUGCAACGUUACCCUGUCCUGCUUGGUGCCUGGCGCUGACAAAGUCACCUACGGCUGGUACCAAGGCACGUCCCGGAUCCCGUCUGACCGGGACCAUCAGCUCCCUGGGCACCAAUCCCUGCUGCACGUAGUGAUUAAUGCAAACAGCAGUGACGCCUUCUACCGAUGUAACGCUAGUAACCGAGUCAGCUGGGCCGCAGACACUGUAGAUGUCAAAUCAUUGUGCGACUCCCCAGCCACAGUUUUCCCGAGCACUGACGUCCCAGCGGGGCCAAGCAGCACAGCGACCCAUUGCCACAUGAAGGGGAUUCUCCUGCUGGGAGCCCUGGUCACAGCCAUCGUCAUGGUGCACGUCCUCACCCGGGACAAAGUGAGGCUGGAUUGAGCCAAAGGGCCAAUGCAAGGAGCUUUCCUGGCUGUGUGGGGCGACGUCUGCAUCUGCAACGGGGUCUUUUCACUCCCCUACUGCGAACGGGAACCACAGCAGCACAGCUGUCGAUGGGCCUGGGUUUGGACCCAUCCCUGCUCCUUUGCCCUGCCGUGCUGGGACUCAGAUGGGGAGGUCGGGACUAGUGAAACUCAGCAUCCAGAGCCCCCUAAACCUGACUGCGAAUGGGCUGCCACCACCUCCUGGCUGGGCACGGGCUGCCGGUGCCCUGCCUCAGUUUCCCCAGUCUCAGUUUCCCCACCUGCUGGGACGGUUCACCUGGCUCAGCUCUCUGGCUGGCUCAGUAGAGGUGUUAGACCCACAAUCGAGGUCUCCCUGUGGGAUGGGGAGCAAGCAGAUACCGGACACAGUGUUGGUAUAUAAUACUCUAAAUACUCUUCAUUGAUUACAAAACAAACCUUACUCACUGCACAUUCACACCCUAAACAUACUAUACCCGAGUCUAAAAGUCAGAAUGAUCCCGAUGGCCAGUCGAGGUUCCUUCCGUCAGGAUAAGAUCAUAAGAUGCAGGGAGCCGGAGUAAACCACAUCUAUAUCCACAUGGGACUCCGGAUCAAUAAAUGACUCCGAUUUGCAGAAAUCAUAGGAGUCCAUUUAUAGUCCAUUCCGUCGCAUCAUCGGUUCUUUGCCUUUGUUUACUAGGCUUCUACCCACACAAUUCCAGAGAGACAAUCCUGGGCGGGCCGCCAUGAUCCGAGGCGUGCCAUUUCCUCCAACUCGUAGACAAUUUUACAUCAGUCCAGCUGGGGUUAUUUUCUCUUCUGAGGAUUUUCCGUAUUUUUCUCAGAACAUAAAAUUGUUUUUGCACAAAGAGUUCUAAUGGUCCUUGACCUUAAGUCCUUGCUUCGAUUGCUAGCUUGCAACGCACACAAUCAUGUCAAGCACGCGGCAUUCAUACUCAA
Molecule: messenger RNA, 1851 nt
Organism: Trachemys scripta elegans
Lineage: Eukaryota; Metazoa; Chordata; Testudines; Emydidae
Product: SLAM family member 8-like
Exons: 3
Coding region: 137-886 (249 amino acids)
Biological process (GO): natural killer cell activation involved in immune response
Cellular component (GO): external side of plasma membrane
Molecular function (GO): MHC class I protein binding
Source: RefSeq, a predicted model, not a curated record